Messenger RNA from Nasonia vitripennis (jewel wasp), 2225 nucleotides. Its product is annotated as putative sodium-coupled neutral amino acid transporter 7. Bases 379 to 1767 code for a protein of 462 amino acids. Gene Ontology annotation, biological process: amino acid transmembrane transport. Lineage: Eukaryota; Metazoa; Arthropoda; Insecta; Hymenoptera; Pteromalidae. The transcript has 4 exons. Gene Ontology annotation, molecular function: amino acid transmembrane transporter activity. The record is from RefSeq and is a predicted model, not a curated record.
ACUAUUAUAUAUAUUUAUAUAUAUAGAUACAUACAUACACACGCAGAGACAUUCUGAUUUCUGAAAUUCUGACACAUGUGUUGUGUUGUGCGUCGAAACUCGAAAAGCAGUAUUUUCCAUGACACAUUAAGAGUUACACUGUAUUUAUCAGUUGAAAAUAUAGCCAUUUUUAUCAUUCCCUUUGUGUGCAGUCGCUAUUAAUUGCGCGCGAGAUGAUUCAUUCAAUUUGACCUGUGCCCUUUUACGACUUCAUUAUACACACAUGGUUAUACUUGUCUUGUGUGUUUUUCACACUGUCUCUUUAGUUUGCAACUGCGCGCCUUGCACGCCAGAAAAGUGCAAUCGUACGUUCCGUUCCAUUUAAUUGCACGUAUAACAAUGAACUAUCCAUCCGAGGAGGAGGAUAAUAUUAUACAGAAUGAUAUUGUCCUAUCGACAGCAGCAGUGGAAAAUUCUACAAGAGAAUCAAACCCUGGUCGACGGCAAACUGCAGGGACUGGAUCGCUGGGCACAAUUUUCUUAAUGGUAAAUGCAACACUAGGAGCAGGGUUAUUGAAUUUUCCAGAAGCUUUUGAUAAAUCUGGUGGUGUUGCAACAGCUAUUAUUGCUCAGCUAUUCUUUUUGGUCUUCAUUACUGCCACUCUAGUUAUUCUGGCAAAUUGUGGCGAUGUUACAAAUACUACAACAAUGCAAGCUGCUUUUGCAGGAUUGUGUGGACCCAACUCGUUAUUUUUUUGUGGAAUCUGCGUCGCCAUAUAUAGCUUUGGAUGUUGCAUUACAUUUUUAAUUGUUAUUGGAGAUCAGUUUGAUAGAGUCUUUGCUACUCUUUAUGGCUUGGACUACUGCCAUACUUGGUAUCUGGCCAGACCAUUCGUAACAUGCCUCUCGAGUGCACUUUUUAUACUACCCCUGUCCUUUUUUAAAAGACUCGAUGCUUUGAAUUAUGCUAGCUCUAUUGGCUGCGUAACAAUUUUAUACGUCGUAUGGCUAAUCGUAUACGAGAGUUUUGACAACUACAAGCUACCUGCAAAACCUAUGCAUAUCUGGCCAGAAGAACCACUCCAAGUUUUGCAAAUCGUGCCUAUAAUAUGCUUUGCAUACCAGAGUCACAUGACAGCCAUACCAACGUACGCUUGCAUGAAAGACCGGCAGAUUGGAAAAUUCACACUUUGUGCCAUAAUUAGCAUGAUCGUUUGUUUCUUUGCAUACUCCAUCGUUGGCUUCUUUGGAUAUGCGACUUUUGGCAUUGGAAAGGUUCCAAGUGACAUUUUACAAGGAUACACUGAUAAAAGCACUACCCUGACUAUUGCAAUUGUAGCUAUAGCAGUUAAAAAUUUCACAACAUAUCCAAUAGUUCUGUAUUGUGGAAGAGAUGCAAUUUUAAGUUUGUUCGGCAGAGAUGUAGACUGUCAAUUUUCAAUUAGAUUCACCAUCACCAUUAUUUGGUACGCUUUGAGUUUAGUGAUUGCUAUUCUAGUACCAGACAUUGGACCCGUGAUCAACAUUAUGGGCUCAUUGUCAGCAGCAUUUAUAUUUGUGUUUCCUGGAAUUUGUUUACUUCAGAGUACACUUUACAAAGAUCCGCUUUUGCACUUGAAUAAAGAUCGCUUCUUGGUAUUCAUAGCUAUUUUUAUAACAGCUCUUGGGGCUUUUGUCUGCGGAGUUGUUUUUGUAGAAGCACUUCAGGAUCUACAAACAAUGUCACUUGAUCAGCCGGCUAAAGUUACCGGGUUCAAAGCAGAACUAGGUUCAAGUCUGUGUCAAUAAUGAGCGAUAAAUUUUGUAUCCACUGAAUAUCUACCGCGAUAAGACUGAUGUAAAUGAUAUGUAUAUAUACUUUUAUUUUUAUACAAGCAUAUAUAUAUAUAUAUAUAUAUAUAUAUAUAUAUAUAUAUAUAUAUAUAUAUAUAUAUAUCCAUAUAUGUAUAUGUAUAUAUUUAUGUGAUUCAAUACAAUUUUAAGACGUAUUUUUAAUAAAUUGAUAACGAAUUCAGGUAACGCGCAAUUUUUAAAUAGGUAUUUUAUUGUUUUACAGUCAACCCUCUCAUUAAAAUUUCACGCGAAUAACACAACAAUUUUUGUUUAGUAUCAACAUGACGAAUUUGUUUGAUUAUUUAAGGCUGCAUCGAGUCUUCUGUUGAUUCUGAUGAUGAAACUUGGAUGGAAGUUUCACUUGAAAAUUCGUGUAGAACUUUUCCUUCGGUACUUACAACUUGAGUUAUAGA